Messenger RNA from Schizosaccharomyces osmophilus, 882 nucleotides. RefSeq names its product Hsp70 nucleotide exchange factor Fes1 (gene fes1). The transcript has a single exon. Bases 1 to 882 code for a protein of 293 amino acids. NCBI's taxonomy places the organism in Eukaryota, Fungi, Ascomycota, Schizosaccharomycetes, Schizosaccharomycetales, Schizosaccharomycetaceae. The record is from RefSeq and is a predicted model, not a curated record.
AUGGAGAAAUUGUUAGCAUUCGCGACUGAAUUACAGGCUCAAGGAGGUGGAUCUACCAAUCCUCCUCCUCCCUCGAAUAAUCAAAAUUUGGAUACUUCUGUUUUGGAUCAUAUAUUUGGGUCAAAUCCUGCAGAUGAAAUGAGACAUGCUAUGGACGGCAUUGAGGACGAGUCUGUCCCCCUCGACCAAAAGGAGAUUGCAUUCGACAACUUGGAAAUGCUUGUUGAACAAAUCGAUAAUGCGAAUAAUUUGAAGCCAUUGCAGAUGUGGCCUCGUUUAUUGAAGCAACUCGAAAACCCCGAACCAUCUCUUCGAAAACUAAGCGCCUGGGUUAUUGCUACUGCUGUGCAAAACAAUCCUCGUUCUCAAAACGAUUUAAUUGAAAAUGAUGGUUUGACAAAGCUGUUUACUAGUUUGCACAAGGAGGACUCGGAUGAAGCCAGAAGUAAAAUUUUGUAUGCUAUCACCAGUGAGCUGAAACAUAACGAACCCGGCGUUCUUUCACUCGACAAGAUAGAGAAUGGUUGGAACCAAUUGGAUGCUAUCCUUGAUAUGAAACAUUCCAACAUGACCAAGCGUGUGAUCUUUUUCUUUAAUUCCCUGUUAAUUCAAGAAGACAAGUCAAAACAGGUUCUUUUAGAGAAAGCCAAAACCUAUUCUUUUACAAACAAGGUUUAUCAAUUUGCACUACAACACUCCUCCGACGAAGACUGCGUCGCCAAAGCACUACACACACUUGCCUUGUUUUUCAAACAUAACUUGAGUGUCUCCGAUGUACAAAGUUUUGUAAAAUCUGUCAAGGAAUUCCAAAGCACUUACCCUGAAAUCUUCACUACCGAAGAAUGGAAGUCUUUCCAUGACUCGCUGGAAAAGUCUUUAUAA